This is a messenger RNA of Lactuca virosa, 1529 nucleotides long. The record is from the annotation of a GenBank genome assembly. NCBI's taxonomy places the organism in Eukaryota, Viridiplantae, Streptophyta, Magnoliopsida, Asterales, Asteraceae.
CAAUCCCUUAUUUGCAGAACUGAGAGCAUCGUUGUGUACUUGUGUGAGUGUGUGUAUAUCCAAAACUACACAGACCCUGCAAAAUCCGUUUGAUAAUUGAAUCCCUCGCAGCUCAUCUUCUCAAAUUCAUCUACCAACAAUGAACAAUGGAGUACUCUUAAAACCGAAUACUCUGUUCCAAAUCCCCAUCUCACCCAAUUCCCUUCUUCUUCAUUCCAACAAAACCCACCAUUCUUUGUUCUCAAUUCAACUUCCCAAACACAACUUACUCUCAUUUCAUGUCAAAUUAUCAUCCGGAUUUCCUGUUUUUGCCUCAAAAACCUCAAUAAAAGUCGAAACUAGCAUUCCUGAAGCGGAGAAUUCCGAUUUCGAAGAUGAAUUUGAUGAGGAAUUCGAAGAAGACGACGAAGAUGAAGUGGAAGACGAAGAUGAAGAGAUUUUUGUUCCGUUGAAGAACAUGAGGCAAUGGACUCGGAAUAAACCACAAGGGUUUGGUGAAGGGAAAGAAUACGAUACAAGCGUUGAAAAUAAAUUACUCGAAGAAUUGGAGCAGAGUAGGGUUGCUCAGCUUGCAAAUGUCACUAACCUCAAGAAAAACCCCGAAGAUGGAAACCCUAAUUCUAAAAAAGAAAAACUUCUGAAACAGAAAGUUCCUGAAGACAUUCCAAAUGGAACCCGUGUGCGAUUGAUUAAUCUUCCAAAGAAAAAGAACAUUCAUAGAGAUUUACAAGCAGCUUUUAAACCGUUUUCUGGAAUCAUAAACAUAAUUCCAGCUGUUUUGGGGAACGAAAAGACCAGGGAACCUGUUUGCAAAGGCUUUGCUUUUGUUGAUUUCAAGUCAGAGAAAGAGGCCAAUAGAUUUGUGGACAUGUUUUCAACUGAGCCCAUUACUUUUGGGAAGGUUCAGAAGCAAAUCAGAUGUGAGAUAAUGAAAUCAAGCUCUCCAAAUCCACCUUCCAUUAAAGCACCUGUUCAUGGAACAAAAAACUCUCUUCCAAUUACAAAUCCCAGUGCCCUACUCCCCUCUUCAAAUCCUGUGACUGAAACACUAUUGGAUUCAUACGUGGAGGAUGCUGCUUUUGAUACGUUCAAGAACAUUGAUGAAAAUGAUGAUGAAUUUGUGAAAUUUGAUAAUGUGAUUCAAGAAAAAGAAAAGGAUGAACCUGAGAUGGUUUCAGAGCCAUUGAAGAAAGUUGGAGAAAAGGGGAAGAAGAAGAAGAAGAUGAAGACAGUUAAAAAGAAAGUAGAGAGUAUAACAAAACAGAAUAUUCCUGGAUCUGCAAACAGGUUGAAGAUGAAGGAGAAGGCUUUGCUUUCUGGUGUUUUCUCAAAAUAUGGUGGCAAAUCUGCUAUGGUUGCUAAAGGAACAGAGGUUGAGUGAUAGAGAGCCAGAGAUUUUGUUGUUUUUGUAAUUUUUUGUUUAGAAGAAUGAGACCAAGUGUUUUUGUAGUUAGAGUUAUUAGUUUUUGAUCUUCCAUGUUUAUGUUUCACGGUUUUACCUCAAAGUUUAUAUAUUUAUAUUUUUAAUC